UAAAAUUGAUUGUUCCCUCCCGUUUUUAUUUCUGUAUUGCUUAAAGGAAUUUCAAGCGUUUCUUGAAGAUCAAGUGAUUAACUCUUUAACUAGAGCGUUCUCAUGGACCGACUAGGUCCGAUCUCUGGCCAUAGUUCUUCUGGUCCUCCGGUUUUAUGGCAGUGGAUCAUUGAGUAUUUAUCAAGCUUCCCCGAGAUAGAUACUUCCAUUAUAACCAGUCUGAUUGAAACAUCUCCUGUAGCACCAGAGAAUUUCAAUGAAAAUACGAAUGAGAGGGUUGCUUUAAAAUGUUUGGAGGAGUUAUUUGGUCCUGAAAACAGUCAUGGAAAUGUCGUUCCUCCUGUUUCAAGAGCCACUUUUCCUCCUUCGCUGAGCUGUGAUGCUGUUCUUAACCAAAUUAUGGAGGAGGUUCCAUUUCAAAAUCUAAAAAGAGCCGCACCCGAGCUUUCAAGAUGGGAUGGCCACUCCUUUAUUAAGCAUAAAAGAGACACCCUACCUCAAUGUUCAUUAGAAAAGUUGAAAGAUUCUAUUUUGGAGGACGAUCCUGUUACUGGUUGUGAUGAAAAUGGCCCUCCUUCAUGGUCUGAUGAUGAUGAUAAAAACGGUAACCAAGAGGGUAACUUGAUUCCUCAAAUUAAUGAAAACUAUAAUGAAUUGUUGCUUGGAAAAGAUUUAUUACCCUCUAAGAGGUGUAGAGAUGACUUGGUUGCUGGAAAUCCAAUGGGAGUUGUCAGUAUUAACCAUGGUAGUCUGCAUAAUUAUCUUCAAUUAAAUGCUAAAAAGUCCAAGCAGGAUGCUACUCCCUCUUGUACUAUUCAGUCUGUUGAAGAGCUUCCAGUUCACUUGCAUGCUGAUUCUGAAGAGUUGGAAGAUGAAUCUCAAAGGAUCAUGAAAGUUACUGAAAUAGAAGCUAAUAACUUGGGGAAAGAUUCUCAGAUAGGUGUGGGUGAUAAAGAUUUAUGGGUUGCCUCAAGGACCCAUGGGCCAAUUGAUGCUGUUGGUCGUGUAGAACUGCUGGACAAUCAGAUGGAAAACGUUCAAAAUGAUGAUGCUUAUGUGAUGAUUGAGCACAAGUAUGGAGAUAUAACUUGCCAAAAUGUUGCGACUGAUGAAUCCAAUCUCGUUGAAAAUGGUGCACUGCAAAAGGGUCCUGGUGGUGAUGUGGGUGUAGAUAUUGAUCAAGAUUUUACAUUAAGUACCCCAAAUUCAAUCUCUGCUGAUGGAUUGCAAAAAAAUAUUGAUAAUAAUCUGGAAAAAGCUGACAUUGUUCAUCCUUGUCCGGAAGAAAUAUUUGAAUUUGAAGAUGAGAUCCUUAAUAAUGCCUUGAAAAAGAACCAUUUCUUGAGUUCACAUCGCAUACCAAGUCAAGAUCCGGUACAAAAAGUUGGCUGGACAGAACAGAGGUCUUGUGUCAAGUGUAACCAAAAUGGUAACGUUUUGGUGUGCAGUGGUAGUCGUUGUCCACUUGUGGUUCAUGAGAGUUGCUUGAAUUAUGCUGCAAGAUUUGAUGAUAAGGGCAACUUUCUUUGCCCUUUUUGUGUAUAUUCUGUUUCCAUCUCAAAGUACCUAAAAGCUAAGGACAAGAUCAUCUUGGCAAGGAAGAACCUAGUUGCAUUUAUGGGGAUUAUAGGAAAACUUGCUCAGGAACGAAGGAGGUUUCAGAGUCAUUCAACAUUAAAUGGCAAUGAAGGCCUUGUAGGAAUUCGAGAGAGUGAACAUCUAGGGAGAGAGCGUGAACACCAACACCAGUCCAAGCUUAAAUCCUGUGAUGAUCAUCCAACCACUGAAAACACUGAAACUGACCCUGUAAAUCAGGUAGAAGUUGAAAGAGAUGACAUUUUAAAGGAAGCUGUAAAGCCUGAGACAACAGAUGUGCGUCAGGAGCUUGUCAAUAGUGAUGGAGAGGGGUCAUGUAUCGGUGCAGAUGACAAGUUUAUAAUAUCUAGCAACACUAAAGAAAGUCAGACAAAGUUCUUAUUCCCUACAACCCGACAAUCGAAGAGAAAGAUAAUUCCAUGGACAAAUGCUGAAGAAGGGAUGCUCAGGAAGGGAGUAGAGGAGUUUACAAAGGGUGAUGGAACAAUUCCAUGGAAGAGAAUUUUGGAGUUUGGUUCCAAAGUGUUUCCCAGGGAUAAAACUGCAAGAGACCUUAAGAAUAAGUGGAACAGCAUGCGCAAGGGUAGUAUGAAACUGCAACAAAUGAUAUGAUGUCGCAGCGCAGUGAUUUCGCAUGAAAUAUGAUGUCAUUUUGAAUUCUCAGUUUAGCCAAGGGAGUUAGGUACCUCAGUUGUUAUCAAAUAGUGUAUUAAGGGUAAUUAGGAAGUUGGGAGUGGCAGGUUUGAUGUCCCUGAAAUGAAAUGUUUUGUUUGUUUGGGAAGCGAAUGAUGUUUUGUGUAAAAUACCCAUCU
Molecule: messenger RNA, 2408 nt
Organism: Hibiscus syriacus
Lineage: Eukaryota; Viridiplantae; Streptophyta; Magnoliopsida; Malvales; Malvaceae
Exons: 7
Coding region: 103-2208 (701 amino acids)
Source: RefSeq, a predicted model, not a curated record